Molecule: messenger RNA, 3288 nt
Organism: Maudiozyma saulgeensis
Lineage: Eukaryota; Fungi; Ascomycota; Saccharomycetes; Saccharomycetales; Saccharomycetaceae
Source: the annotation of a GenBank genome assembly
AUGUCUACUGAGGCCAGUGGUUUAGUGCUAGAAAAUACAUCUCGUAGAGAUGCUUUGAUUGCCAUUGAGAAGAAAUAUCAAAAGAUUUGGGCUGAAGAACAUCAAUUUGAAUUAGAUGCACCAUCUAUCGAUGAUGAACCAGUCACUAUGGACUCUGAGGAAUUACAACGUAAAUAUCCAAAAUUUAUGUCUUCUAUGGCAUACCCAUACAUGAACGGUGUAUUACAUGCCGGUCAUUGUUUCACUUUAUCUAAAGUUGAAUUCUCUGUCGGUUUCGAAAGAAUGAACGGUAAGAGAGCUUUAUUCCCAUUAGGUUUCCAUUGUACUGGUAUGCCUAUCUUAGCUUGUGCCGAUAAAUUAAAGAGAGAAGCCGAAUUAUUCGGUACUGACUAUAGUAAUGUCCCAGUUGAAGAUGCUGAAGAAGAAGCUAAACCAGAAGUCAAAGAAGAAGCUGUUGAUCCAACUAAGUUCAAAGCUAAGAAAUCUAAGGCUCAAGCAAAGAAAGGUCGUGGUAAGUACCAAUAUGAAAUCAUGAUGCAAUUAGGUAUUGCUAGAGAAGAUGUUAUCAAGUUCGCUGACGCUCAAUACUGGUUAACUUAUUUCCCACCUCUAUGUCAAGAUGAUUGUACUUCCAUUGGUGCCCGUGUUGAUUGGAGACGUUCUUAUAUCACUACUGAUGCCAACCCAUACUACGAUGCCUUCAUUAGAUGGCAAAUGAACAGAUUAAAGGGCCUAGGUAAGAUUAAGUUCGGUGAACGUUACACUAUUUACUCCGAAAGGGAUGGUCAGCCAUGUAUGGAUCAUGAUAGACAAUCCGGUGAAGGUGUUGCCCCACAAGAAUAUGUUGGUAUCAAGAUCGAAGCCACUGAAUUUGCUAAGGAUGCUCAAGAAUUAUUAGACGGUUGUUCUGCGAUUGACAAAUCCAAGAAGCUUUACUUUAUUGCUGCUACUUUGAGACCAGAAACUAUGUACGGUCAAACUUGUUGUUUUGUUUCUCCAACAAUUGAUUAUGGUAUCUUUGAUAACGGUGACUCUUACUACAUUACUACUAAGCGUGCCUUUAAGAAUAUGUCCUUCCAAAAGCUUACUCCAACUAGAGGUGCCUAUGAACCUCUCUUGACUAUUCCAGGUAAGGCCUUUAUCGGUUCUAAGAUUGAUGCUCCAUUAUCUGUCCAUAAAGAUCUAAGAAUUCUACCUAUGGAAACUGUUAUUGCCACUAAGGGUACCGGUGUUGUUACUUGUGUUCCAAGUAACUCUCCAGAUGAUUACAUUACUACUAAGGAUUUAGCUCAUAAGCCAGAAUACUAUGGUAUUGAUCCAUCUUGGUUAAAGCCACUUGAUGAACUAGUUCCAUUAAUCAAAUCUCAAAAGCAUGGUGAUCUUAUUGCUAAGUCCCUUGUUGAAGAACUGAAGAUUCAAUCUCCAAAGGACAAGAACGCUCUAGCUGAAGCUAAGAAGAUUGCUUACAAAGAAGAUUACUAUGGUGGUGUAAUGGUUUACGGUCCAUUUACCGGUGAAAAGGUUGAAGUUGCUAAGAACAAGGUCAAGGCUCAAAUGCUUGCUGAUGGUCACUGUUUUGUUUACAAUGAACCUGAAGGUGUUGUUAUGUCCCGUUCUGGUGAUGAAUGUAUUGUCUCCCUAGAGGACCAAUGGUACUUGGACUACGGUGAAGAAAACUGGAAGGCUGAAGCUCUAGAAUGUCUAGAAGGUAUGGAAGUCUUUGCUCCUGAAGUUAAGAAUGCCUUCGAAGGUGUUUUAGACUGGUUGAAGAACUGGGCUGUCUCCCGUUCCUAUGGUCUAGGUACUAAGAUCCCAUGGGAUCCAAAGUACUUAGUUGAAUCUCUAUCUGAUUCCACCAUCUACCAAUGUUUCUACACAAUUGCACAUCUAUUAUUCAAGGAUUAUUAUGGUAAGGAAAUUGGUCCUCUAAAUAUUAGUGCUGAUCAAAUGACUGACGAAGUCUUUGACUAUAUAUUCCAACACACUGAUGAUGUUAAAACCGAUAUUCCAAUUAGAUCUCUACAGAUCUUGAGAAGAGAAUUCGAAUACUUCUACCCAUUAGAUGUUUCUAUCUCUGGUAAAGAUUUGAUCGGUAAUCAUUUAACUUUCUUCAUUUACAACCAUGUCGCUUUGUUCCCAAAGAAGUUCUGGCCAAAGGGUAUUAGAGCCAACGGUCACUUAAUGUUGAACAAUGCUAAGAUGUCUAAGUCUACUGGUAACUUCAUGACUCUAAAGCAAAUUGUUGAAAAGUUUGGUGCUGAUGCUUCCCGUAUUGCUCUUGCUGAUGCUGGUGAUAGUGUCGAAGAUGCUAAUUUUGAAGAAUCUAGUGCUAACGCUGCCAUUUUGAGAUUGUUCAAUCUAAAGGAAUGGGCUGAGGAUAUCAUUAAGAACCAAGAUAAAUUAAGAACUGGUCCAAUUACAGAUUUCUUCGAUGUUUCUUUCGAGAAUGAAAUGAAUGCUUUGAUUGAAAAGACUCAUGAACAAUAUUCUUUGACUAACUAUAAGAAUGCUUUAAAGUAUGGUCUGUUUGAUUUCCAAACUGCAAGAGAUUAUUACCGUGACUCUUGUGAAACUAUGCAUAAGGAUUUGGUUCUACGUUAUAUUGAAUUCCAAGCUUUAGCCUUGGCUCCAAUUACUCCACAUUUCUGUGAAUACAUUUAUCGUGAAGUUCUAGGAAAAGCUGGAUCUGUUCAAAACACUGCUUUCCCACGUGCUUCCAAGCCAGUUGACAUGAAAGCUCUUGCUGCUUUGACUUAUGUCAGAGAUUUACAAAGAUCUAUUAGAGAAGCUGAAGGUCAAGCUCUAAAGAAGAAGAAGGGUAAGACUGCAGACGUUGAUGCUACUAAGCCAAUUAAGCUAAGUAUUUUGAUCUCUGAGGACUUCCCAGAAUGGCAAUCUGACUGUGUUGAAGUUGUUAGAAAGCUAUUCGAAGAGCACAGUCUAGACGACAACAAGAAGGUCAGAGAACACAUUAAUCCAAAGGAAAUGAAGAGAGCUAUGCCAUUUAUUAAUUUGUUGAAGCAACGUCUAGCCGUUGAACCAGCUGAAGAUGUUUUAUCCAGAGAAAUUCACUUCAAUGAAAAUGAUACUGUUAAAUCAACCAUUGAAUCUUUGAAGUCUGCUAGUCAAACUUUGAAACCAACCGAAUUCUCUAUAAUAUCCUUCGCUCAAGGUGCUAAGACUGGUAAGGAUAUAUUUACCGGCGCUGAAGUUGAGUUAACUCAACCAGCCAGAGUCAUUGACCGUGCUUUACCAGGUAACCCAGGUGUUAUCUUUAGUAACAUCUAA